Messenger RNA from Fukomys damarensis (Damara mole-rat), 2096 nucleotides. RefSeq names its product aarF domain containing kinase 2 (gene Adck2). Gene Ontology annotation, biological process: protein phosphorylation. The transcript is spliced from 9 exons. The record is from RefSeq and is a predicted model, not a curated record. Gene Ontology annotation, molecular function: ATP binding; protein kinase activity. Lineage: Eukaryota; Metazoa; Chordata; Mammalia; Rodentia; Bathyergidae. Gene Ontology annotation, cellular component: mitochondrion. The coding region runs from base 1 to 1485 and encodes 494 amino acids.
AUGGUCGGGCCACACGAGGAAGUGGCAAGAGGAUUAGGGCAGCGGGCAGUCACUGGCAAUCAUCGACCAAGUCCUCGGAGGCCGCAGGCCGCGGGCCCCACGUGCAUCAAGCUGGGCCAGUGGGCCAGCACCCGGCGCGACCUCUUCUCCGAGGCCUUCUGCGCCCACUUCUCCAGGCUGCACGUCCGCGUAGCCCCGCACCCGUGGGCGCACACGGAGCGCUUCCUCCGCCAGGCGUUCGGGGAUGACUGGGAACGCGUCCUCUUCUUUGAGACCCGUGAGCCGGUGGGCUCUGGCUGCGUGGCCCAAGUGUACAAGGCGUUUGCCAGCCCCGCUCUCCUGGAGCACAGCGAAGCACUGGGCAGGGGUGAGGCCUCCGGAGCUGGGGCUGCCGAGGCACUGCGAUCGUGCUUUGGGGCCCUCAGGAAGGAGCAGAGGCCCCCCUGGAACCUCUCGGACCAGGCCCUGCUAGAGCAGCUGCUGCUCUCCACCACCGCCCGGGGUAGGCCACACAGCCUCGUUCCGGUGGCAGUGAAAGUGCUGCACCCGGACCUGUUGUCCCAGGUGCAGGUGGACCUGCUGCUGCUGAAGAUGGGCAGCCAAGCCCUGGGGCUGCUGCCUGGAGUCCAGUGGCUCAGCCUGCCGGAGAUAGUGGAGGAAUUUGAGAAGCUCAUGACCCAACAGAUCGACCUGCGUUAUGAAGCUCGGAAUCUAGAACACUUCCAGCGCAACUUUCAGGACGUGACGUCAGUCAAAUUCCCCACACCUUUGCGCCCCUUUGUUACCAGGGAUAUAUUGGUGGAAACAUAUGAGGAGAGUGUGCCUGUGUCCAGCUACCAGCGGGCAGGGAUCCCUGCUGAGCUGAAGCAGAGGAUUGCACGGUUGGGCAUCAACAUGCUACUGAAGAUGAUAUUUGUGGACAACUUUGUGCAUGCAGACCUGCACCCUGGAAACAUCCUGGUGCAGGGCACUGAUGGGCUGUCCCCGGGCCGUGAGGCGCAGCCACAGCAGGUGGAUGUCUGUGACCCGCUGGUGGUGGCUGUGGCACCAGUCCUGUGCCCACUGCGUCUGGUACUGCUGGAUGCUGGCAUCGUGGCUGAGCUGCAGGCCUCUGACCUGAGGAACUUCCGGGCUGUGUUCUUGGCCGUGGUGCUGGGCCAGGGCCACAGAGUGGCUGAGCUGAUACUGCACCAUGCCCGGGCCAGUGAGUGCAGCGACGUGGAGGGGUUCAAGGUGGAGAUGGCUGCACUGGUGACCCAGGCCAGGAGGGACAGCAUUACCCUGGAGAAGCUGCAGGUCUCCAGCCUCCUCUCCAGUGUCUUCAAGUUGCUGAUGACUCACAAGGUGAAGCUGGAGAGCAACUUCGCCUCCGUCGUGUUCGCCAUCAUGGUGCUGGAGGGGUUGGGCCGCUCACUGGACCCCAAGCUGGACAUUCUGGAAGCAGCCAGGCCUUUCCUCCUCCCUGGGCCCAUGGCCCACGCCUGACAGGUGUCACCCAGGCAGCAAAAGCUGCUGCCAUGGUGCUCAAGGCACGUGGGGGGCGCCAUUGCCUCCCGCUGCCCUAGCUCAGGGUCAGUGGAGGGGUGAAGGAGGGAAGAACUUGUGCGCUCAGCAGCAGGAGCUGGGACAGUGGAAAUGGGGCUGAGGGCACUGAGUCUGAGAAAAUGCCCCAUGAAGGAGGAGGACAAAUACACAACUGUUUUGUUUUCCUGUUUUCUUUUUAAACUCUAUAUUCAGGUGGAUCCUACUGGUGGUUCUGGACUCUAACAUUUAGGAUAGAAAAUGCCAUAAACUCCUGUAGUCUUGUGCUUUCCUUCCUUCUUUCUCUCUCUUCUCUCUCUUUCUUUCUGAGACCAAUUCUCAGUGUACAGUUCAGGCCAGGCUUGAAUUCACCAUGUAGCCCAGGCUGGUCUGAAACUCAUGGUGAUCCUCCUGCCUCAGCCUCCUGAUUGCUUGUAUAAUGGCAUAAUCUGGGCCGGUGCCUCACAAGGUCACAGAAUGAUGCUGAGGACAAAGGAGGUAGGCAGGAGGAAUGUUUAUUGAUUUUUUUUUUUGAGACAGGGUCUUACUAUGUUACUCAGCCUGGCCUUGAACUA